AAGUCGACUAAAAAGAAAUGAAAAUGCGAAAACUAGUACACUUGUAAGUUGGUUUCGCCACCACUGUUGCACCUCGUCUUAAUUGUAAACUCUGCUCUUGAAAUAACUGCACAUGAUUCUGUUUUUACUUUCGAAGGUCACAGAUAUCCCACCAUUAACAGUGGAGACACUAUCGCUCUGCGCUCGGCCUACACUUCUGGCAGCUACUCGAUGUAUUGGUUUUAUUGUACGUCAUCUUACUGCUACUGGUCAACCUGCCCAGGUACUAUCAUCACCUCCUCAAAAUGGACCUACUGCGCAAAAAACUUCAUGUUUACCAUCACUGCCAAGGGAAAGACGGACGGAGAGCCAAUCAACAGUGGCGAUACUGUUUCACUCAGAUCCAACUACUAUAGUAGCAGUUACCGACUGUAUUGCAGCUCUUCCUCCAGCGGCUAUUGCUGCGCACGAUCAGUCACCAGUUCCAUGACAGGGAGCGCCUGGCUGAGGUAUUCGUACGCCACCUUUGAGAUCUACUCCAAGAACGCUGAUGAUGGGUUCCCUGUGCAAUAUGGUGAUGUGGUGGGCCUCAAAUUUCCGUACAGUUCUAACAGCGCCUGGCUGACUUUUUACAGCAGCAGAUUUUAUCCCCGUAGUUGCAGCAGCAGCAGCAAAACAUCAUGCGCAAAGGAAAAUACAUUCACUGGAUUUAAGAUCUUCAAGAAGUUGUCAUAACUGAAGUUUUGAAGAGCUGAAAUUGAAAAUUCCUCAACCAAAGAUUCAAGCAGAAACUGUAGAGUUGUAGAUUUUUUUGGGUUAUCGCUAAAAGAGUUAAAAGUCUAAACUUAAGCAUUGGGAAAUUCACUUGAAUUGCUGCCAAGGGUUUGCUUUGUUUCCAAUAAAAGAGUUGAGGAAUUGAAA
Messenger RNA from Orbicella faveolata, 900 nucleotides. RefSeq lists its product as uncharacterized. The record is from RefSeq and is a predicted model, not a curated record. NCBI's taxonomy places the organism in Eukaryota, Metazoa, Cnidaria, Anthozoa, Scleractinia, Merulinidae.